This is a messenger RNA of Panonychus citri (citrus red mite), 1434 nucleotides long. RefSeq lists its product as uncharacterized. The record is from RefSeq and is a predicted model, not a curated record. Lineage: Eukaryota; Metazoa; Arthropoda; Arachnida; Trombidiformes; Tetranychidae. Gene Ontology annotation, molecular function: cysteine-type endopeptidase activity. Bases 312 to 1358 code for a protein of 348 amino acids. Gene Ontology annotation, cellular component: lysosome. The transcript has 4 exons.
UUAUUAUUAUUAUUACUCUAAUUGUAGUAAUCAAUUUAUCAUUUAUGAAUAAUUAAACCAAAUUAACCAUCUGUCAUUAUCAACAAUUAAGGUUAUCCAACCUAAUGAUUAGAUGAUUAACCAAAUUACGAAAAAAUUACCAUAGUUUUGUCAAUUGAACCUCACUAGUAAAUUUAUAAAUUGCUGUCGCAGUGUCAUCAUGAUAAUCAUUUAGGUUCAGUGUUAACUUUUGAUCACUUUACAGAUAAUCAAAAUAGUUAAUUAACUUUAAUUUACUUUGGGUAAUCAUCUUGAUAAUCUUAAUUGUGAUCAUGAUCUUUUUAAUAUUAUUACUCGCAAUUCCUGCUGAGCUUCAUGGGGCUGAUGAGAAAUCAUUUGAUAUAAAUAAACUUUGGUCUUUUUUCAAGAACGAAUUUCAGAAAACUUAUUAUUCAGAUCGAGAGGAGCGAUUUCGAAUGAACAUUUUCGCUUCUAAUUUGGGAACAAUUAACGCUCAUAAUGAUCGAGCUGAAAAAGGAUUGGAAUCAUUUACCAUGGGAGUUAAUAAGUUCAGUGAUUUGACUUUCGAUGAAUUUUCGUCUAAAUAUCUUGGAGGACGAUUUCGAUCCAAAGGAUUUAGUAGUUGGUUCUUAGGUGGACCAAUAAAUCAUCUUGCCGAUCCCAGUGAAUCUUUGCCCGAUUUUCUUGAUUGGAGAGAAUCAGGAAUCGUUAGUUCGGUCAAGAAUCAGGGUGCUUGUGGUUCAUGUUGGUCAUUUUCGACAGUUUCAUCCCUCGAAUCAGCUUAUAUGAAGAAAACGGGAAAUAAAACCACUUUAAGUGAACAAAAUCUUAUGGACUGUUCGUGGGCUGAAGGUAAUUUAGGCUGUAACGGAGGUUGGAUGUCCGAUGCUUAUCGGACUGUCACUCGACUGGGAGGUAUCAUGAGUGCGGCUGAUUAUCCAUAUGCUGGUCGAGAUUCAAUCUCUUGCAAAUACACCCAAUCCAAAGCAGUAUUAGGAGUUGAAAAUUAUGCCACAGUCGACGGCUUGGCUAAUAUGAAAAGCGCAGUGGCUAAAACAAACGUCGCCGUGGCCAUGGAAGUGGACAACAAAUUUCAACACUACAAGAAUGGAGUCUUUAAAUCAAGUGGGUGUAAGAAUACACCCAAAUCCCUUAAUCACGCUGUGAACCUUGUCGGCUUUGGUAAGGCCGUUAUUCCCGUGAAUACAACUCGAGAUGGUGAAUCGACUGAGGUUGAUUAUUGGCUUUUAAGAAAUAGCUGGAGUAACUCUUGGGGCGAGUCAGGGUAUGCAAGGAUUCAAACAGGUCAGUGUGGUAUUGAAUUUGUUGGAUUCUAUCCGAUAAUCAAGUUAAUCUAAUUUUAAAAUGAGUGACUACACUUGAUGAAUUAAUUAAUUGUUACAAGAAUAAAAAAAAAAGUUUUCCCUUUCGUUA